GGGGGCAGGGAUGGGGCAGGUGGGGAAGGCUCCUGCUUGAGCAAUUGCAUCAGGCCCAGGCUGAGCAUAAAGGAGGGUCCUGUGGGCUGGGAGGAGGCAGACUCGGGGACCAUGGAGACCCAGAGGGCCAGCCUCUCCGUGGGCCGCUGGCCACUGUGGCUACUGCUGCUGGGACUAGCGGUGCCUUGGGCCAGCGCCCAGGCCCUGAGCUAUAGGGAGGCGGUGCUUCGAGCUGUGGAUCGCCUCAAUGAGCAGUCCUCAGACCCCAAUCUCUACCGCCUCCUGGAGCUGGACCUGCCGCCCAAGGCUGACGAGGACCCAGAUGCCCCGAAGCCUGUGAGCUUCACGGUGAAGGAGACCGUGUGUCCCAGGAGGACACAGCAGCCACCGGAGCAGUGUGACUUCAAGGAGAAAGGGGUGGUGAAACAGUGUGUGGGGACAGUCACUCUGGACCAGUCCAGGGACCAACAGGACAUCACCUGUGAUGAGCUUCAGAGUGUUAGGAGCAUUCGCCGGCCACGGCUGCCAAGGCCAAGGGUGCCACGUCCAUAUAUCCCACCAAGGAUACCAAGGCCAGUAUUGCCGCCACCAAGGUUUCCUAUUCCAAGGUUUCCGAGAGGAAGGUGAAUGCUUUGCUGAUAACUGUCCCAUAAAGGCCGAAGGAAGACUACAGAGGGUUUGCCUGCCCCGGGUCAGGACCUGGACAU
Messenger RNA from Camelus dromedarius (Arabian camel), 707 nucleotides. RefSeq names its product cathelin-like. The coding region runs from base 112 to 627 and encodes 171 amino acids. NCBI's taxonomy places the organism in Eukaryota, Metazoa, Chordata, Mammalia, Artiodactyla, Camelidae. Gene Ontology annotation, cellular component: extracellular region. Gene Ontology annotation, molecular function: lipopolysaccharide binding. Gene Ontology annotation, biological process: defense response to Gram-positive bacterium; defense response to Gram-negative bacterium; antimicrobial humoral immune response mediated by antimicrobial peptide. The record is from RefSeq and is a predicted model, not a curated record. The transcript is spliced from 4 exons.